AUGACGAUGAUCAAUCGAAUAAACGGACUUCCUUACUUACCAGAUGAAUACAUCUUAUCAGAGCGUCUUUCAAUUCCGCAUUGGCGCAACACGACAGAUCGCCUUGAAUCAAUUCAGCUAUCAUCUAGGACCACGGGCAAACCGAAGGGAGUUGAGCUGGCGCAUUACAAUCUGGUUUUAAAUUGCUAUCAACUCGUCGCACAUGACCGAGAACAGUCUCAUCCGUCUUCUUGGACGGUAGCUUUUACGCUAUGGACUCACAUCACCAUGACCACAUUGCCGCUGUUCUUAGGCCCUUACACCGGGAUGCUGCAUCACGCUAUGCCGAAUUACAAUAUCGAAGAGUUUACGAAACUAGUUGGGUCGAACCAAGCUACGACUUUCCAGGGUGUGCCAAGCGUUGUCCUUCAGAUGGCAAAUUCCAAUGUAAUCAGUCGAUUCGAUUUCAGUGGUGCAAAAUACAUCAAUGCCGGCGGUCCGCUGAAGAAUGAUCUUAAAUACCGGCUGCUAAGCAAGGUGCCGUGGAGGCUCAUCUAA
Molecule: messenger RNA, 537 nt
Organism: Daldinia decipiens
Lineage: Eukaryota; Fungi; Ascomycota; Sordariomycetes; Xylariales; Hypoxylaceae
Exons: 1
Coding region: 1-537 (178 amino acids)
Molecular function (GO): CoA-ligase activity
Source: RefSeq, a predicted model, not a curated record